This is a messenger RNA of Cucurbita pepo subsp. pepo (vegetable marrow), 429 nucleotides long. RefSeq names its product pathogenesis-related protein PR-4-like. Gene Ontology annotation, biological process: defense response to fungus; defense response to bacterium. Lineage: Eukaryota; Viridiplantae; Streptophyta; Magnoliopsida; Cucurbitales; Cucurbitaceae. Gene Ontology annotation, molecular function: RNA nuclease activity. The record is from RefSeq and is a predicted model, not a curated record.
AUGGAGACAAAGGGUUUGAUGCUGAUAACGUUGGCCUGUCUAUGUCAUGUAAUGUUGUCCAAAGCUCAAAGUGCGAGCAACGUGAGGGCAACAUUUAACUUCUACAAUGCCCCCGAAAUCAAUUGGGACUUGAACGCUGUGAGUGCAUUUUGUUCCACAUGGGAUGCCGACCAGCCUUUGGAGUGGCGCAGCCAAUAUGGAUGGACUGCCUUUUGUGGCCCUGUUGGACCUCAAGGCGAGGACUCCUGUGGCCUAUGCUUACUGGUGACUAACACGGAAACAGACGCUCAACAAACCGUAAGAAUUGUGGAUCAAUGUAACAACGGAGGUCUCGAUUUGGACGUCGGAGUGUUUCAAAGUCUCGACACGGAUGGAAAUGGCAAUGCUAAUGGCUUUCUCACAAUCAACUAUGAUUUUGUGAAUUGUUGA